Stylophora pistillata is the source of this 2006-nucleotide messenger RNA. RefSeq lists its product as uncharacterized. The record is from RefSeq and is a predicted model, not a curated record. Lineage: Eukaryota; Metazoa; Cnidaria; Anthozoa; Scleractinia; Pocilloporidae.
UCUUGUUGGCUGUCAAGACUCUUGUGUCUAUUGUUUUACGACACUCGAUCGUAUAGUGUUCCCAGGUUUUAGUUGAUUGCAAUUAUUGACUUUUGACUCCGCCAAUUCAUUCCUACAAGAGAUAUAGACAAUUCAAUGGAUCUUCGUUAAUUCUGAAUGGAUACCGUGGAAUACAAUCGUCACAACGAGAGAACAGUUUCAUAGAAUCAAUUUUGAUAAGGCUCAUUAAGUCGACAGACAAUGCUUCCAUACUUUCAUCCCCCAAUUGCAACCUGGGAAACCAGGUGGCAGGAGAGUUUUUGUUUGAUAUCAAUAACAGCACUUAUACGCAGGAGCGCCUAGGGGAAAUUGAAAUCGAGAAUUAAGCAGGUUUUUUCCCAUUUCUUGUAAACUAUACUUCUUGUUACCUAGAUAGUCUUGUGCAGGACAGAGAUUGGUUUAUCAAAAAUGCCCUCAACGGGAUGACCUGCUUUCUUUCAGAUGCAAAGACGGUGAUGUGGAUGUCAAAACGAGGAUAAUCCGUUUUUUCCUUCAUCUGUUUAAAACUGAUAAAAAUAACGGAGGUUCAUCAAGUUUUGUCACAUAAUUAUCAUGUGUCAAUGCAGGCCGAGAUACGCGGUUUUCGGCCCAUGACAAGAUCUAAUGUGGAUAUAUCAACAAAGUUGAAAUGUUUGUCAUCCAUCUCAGCGCUUUGGCUUUGGCCGAUGGAGGAUGUAGCACUAAUUGUUCAGAGUACUUUUUGACCCAAGAGAAUAGGAGACUUAUGGGAUUUGUAAUGCAACGUUUUGAGUCUCAAAGUUUGUUAUCAUGCAGUUUGUCAUGCUUGCAGCAAUCAUGGUGUACCUCUAUAAACUUCAAGUUGAUUUCAUUGGAUGGCAAGGGGAUCUGUGAGUUGAAUAAAUCGGAUUUUGAUAGUGACACAGGGAGCAAACUUUAUGCUGUGCCAGGAAUCACUUUCUCAAAGCUCUUAAAGGACUCGGCUGACAAAGGAGCUACUGGUAAACCAACGAGACCGAAAGAAAAUAUUACUCUUCGUUUCCAAUGCGAAGGUCUCAUGGAUUUGUUUGCUGAUGGCUUACCCAUUGGUAGGCACAACAAUGCUGAUCCAAGAAGCCCCACAAAAUUUGUCAUUUCAGGAAAUACACGUGUUCUUUCAGUGAUUUCUAGGUCACAAAUAAGACGUGGCGGGAUUCUCGGCUCUCUUAGCAACGGACUGAUAACAAAUUCAAGCUGGAAAUGCAUGGACGAUCCGUAUCCGGGAUGCAAAUGGAUGACACCGGAUUUUGACGACCGAAUGUGGCCAGCAGCCAAGGAGAUAGUAUUUCACCGGCCACGUCCUACUAAAGUUCCUGGUAUAGCCCAGGGUGCCAAGUGGAUAUGGAUAGCAAAAGGACCCGGACCUGUUCAAGCGCACCCACCACGGCAUGUUACCGUCUACUGCAGACUGAAAAUGCCAUAAACUAUCGUAACGGUUAAUAGUAUUGUGGGUAAUACAUAUUUUUUUCUGAGUCAAAUUUCGAUUUGAACCAAGAGUUGCCUUAUUUGGUUGGUAGCGCUCCUCUGUUUAGAAACUGAAACAUUUUCUUCUGUCUUUUUACCUCUUAGAGUGACAAGCAUCUGAUCCAUAAUUUAUUCAAAGAGUAUCACCCCUAAAUCAAACAUUAAGAUCAUGAAAAUAGCGGGAGAUUAUCGCAAACCCAAGAAGCUCUUGAUUGUUAGACACAUUAUAUUUGCAAGUACGAUAGGAAAUAUAGGUAACAUUUUGGAGAACUAGCAUCAAUCAUGAAAAUAGCAGGAGAUUAUCGCAAACCCGAGAAGCUCUUGAUUGUUAGACACAUUAUAUUUGCAAGUACGAUAGGAAAUAUAGGUAACAUUUUGGAGAACUAGCAUCAAUCAUGAAAAUAGCAGUAAUAGCAAUAGUUAGACACAUUAUAUUUGCAAGUACCAUAGGAAAUAUAUAGAUAACAUUCUGGGCUGGGUUGUUCAAAGAUGGAUUAAGAUAACCC